AUGGCUUCCCGACGGCUAGCUUUCAACUUGAACCAGGCCCUGCGCAAUCGCGCGGCCCUGAAGGCUGUCCAGCCUGUGAAGCGCGGUUUCGCCUCCCCGGUUACGCUGUCGUCCAAGACCCAGGCCACCACCCUGUCGAACGGCUUGACGAUUGCGACCGAGCACAACCCAUGGGCGCAGACCAGUACGGUUGGCGUCUUCAUUGACGCCGGUAGCCGUGCUGAGACCGACAAGACCAACGGAACUGCGCACUUCCUCGAGCACCUGGCCUUCAAGGGCACUAACAAGAGGUCUCAACACCAAUUGGAACUCGAAAUUGAGAACAUGGGUGGUCACCUGAAUGCCUACACAUCGAGGGAAAACACUGUCUACUACGCGAAAUCCUUCAACGCCGAUGUUCCGAAGGCCGUCGACAUCCUGUCUGACAUCCUGCAAAACUCGAAGCUCGAGCCCGCUGCCAUCGAGCGGGAGCGCGAUGUGAUCCUGCGUGAGCAGGAGGAGGUUGACAAGCAGCUCGAGGAAGUCGUCUUUGACCACCUUCAUGCUACGGCCUUCCAGAACCAGCCUCUUGGCCGUACCAUCCUCGGACCCAAGGAGAACAUCCAGAGCAUCCAGCGCGAGAACCUGGUCGACUACAUCAAGACCAACUACACUGCUGAUCGGAUGGUUCUUGUCGGUGCCGGUGGCGUCACCCAUGACCAGCUCGUCAAGCUGGCUGAGCAGCACUUUGGAAACCUGCCUAGCCAGCCGCCGACAUCGGCUGCUUCCGUCAUCGCCGCCGAGCAGAAGCGUAAGCCGGACUUUGUUGGGUCAGAGGUUCGUAUCAGGGAUGACACCCUGCCAACGGCCCACAUUGCUAUUGCUGUCGAAGGUGUCAGCUGGAAAGACCCGGACUACUUCACUGCACUCGUCACUCAGGCCAUUGUCGGCAACUGGGAUCGCACCCUGGGCAACUCUCCUUAUCUCGGCAGCAAGCUGAGCAGCUUUAUUGCCCACCAUGAGCUGGCCAACAGCUUCAUGAGCUUCUCCACCAGCUACAGUGAC
This is a messenger RNA of Rasamsonia emersonii CBS 393.64, 1044 nucleotides long. RefSeq names its product Ubiquinol--cytochrome-c reductase. The annotation marks the transcript as partial. NCBI's taxonomy places the organism in Eukaryota, Fungi, Ascomycota, Eurotiomycetes, Eurotiales, Trichocomaceae. Gene Ontology annotation, cellular component: mitochondrion. Gene Ontology annotation, molecular function: metalloendopeptidase activity; metal ion binding. The transcript is spliced from 4 exons. The record is from RefSeq and is a predicted model, not a curated record.